Molecule: messenger RNA, 7054 nt
Organism: Propithecus coquereli (Coquerel's sifaka)
Lineage: Eukaryota; Metazoa; Chordata; Mammalia; Primates; Indriidae
Gene: FZD4
Product: frizzled class receptor 4
Exons: 2
Coding region: 320-1933 (537 amino acids)
Biological process (GO): non-canonical Wnt signaling pathway; canonical Wnt signaling pathway; retina vasculature morphogenesis in camera-type eye
Cellular component (GO): plasma membrane
Molecular function (GO): Wnt receptor activity; Wnt-protein binding
Source: RefSeq, a predicted model, not a curated record
GGUGAGAGCGGCGGGUGCAGGGUGCUGGCGGGCUUCGCGGAGACGCUGAGCGGACGCGGCCGGUGCCGGGUCGUGGGCCUGUCGCCUGCAGCCAUGACCCUCGCAGUCUGUCCCUCAGCCUCGGCCUGGGGCGUCUAGUAUUCCACACAGUCGCGCGCAGCUGCCGGAGAGCCGGCCGCUGGCCCCUCGUCGCCCUUGGCGCCUUAUCACACUCGUUCCCCGGAGCUGGAAGCAGCACGGGCAGCGGCUCCCCGGUGCAACCUGGGGGUGUCUCCUGGAGGAGCCCCCGCCGCCGCCGCUGCUGCCCCUUACUCUGGUUAUGGCCUGGCGGGGCGCAGGGCCGAGCGUCCCGGGGGCGCCCGGGGGCGUUGGGCUCAGUCUGCGGUUGCUGCUGCAGUUGCUGCUUCUCCUGGGGCCGGCGCGGGGCUUCGGGGACGAGGAGGAGCGGCGCUGCGACCCCAUCCGUAUCUCCAUGUGCCAGAACCUGGGCUACAACGUGACCAAGAUGCCCAACCUGGUGGGGCACGAGCUGCAGACAGACGCCGAACUGCAGCUGACAACUUUCACACCGCUCAUCCAGUACGGCUGCUCCAGCCAGCUGCAGUUCUUCCUUUGUUCGGUUUAUGUGCCAAUGUGCACAGAGAAGAUCAACAUCCCCAUUGGCCCAUGCGGUGGCAUGUGUCUUUCAGUCAAGAGACGCUGUGAACCUGUCCUGAAGGAAUUUGGAUUUGCUUGGCCGGAGAGCCUGAAUUGCAGCAAAUUCCCACCGCAGAACGAUCACAACCACAUGUGCAUGGAAGGGCCCGGUGAUGAAGAGGUGCCCUUACCUCACAAAACCCCCAUCCAGGCUGGGGAAGAGUGUCACUCUGUGGGAACCAAUUCUGAUCAGUACAUCUGGGUGAAAAGGAGCCUGAACUGUGUUCUCAAGUGUGGCUACGAUGCUGGCUUGUACAGUCGCUCGGCCAAGGAGUUCACAGAUAUCUGGAUGGCAGUGUGGGCCAGCCUGUGCUUCAUCUCCACUGCCUUCACUGUACUGACCUUCCUGAUCGAUUCUUCUAGGUUUUCCUACCCUGAACGCCCCAUAAUAUUUCUCAGUAUGUGCUAUAAUAUUUAUAGCAUUGCUUAUAUUGUCAGGCUGACUGUAGGCCGGGAAAGGAUAUCCUGCGAUUUUGAAGAGGCAGCAGAACCCGUUCUCAUCCAAGAAGGACUUAAGAACACAGGAUGUGCAAUAAUUUUCUUGCUGAUGUACUUUUUUGGAAUGGCCAGCUCCAUUUGGUGGGUUAUUCUGACACUCACUUGGUUUUUGGCAGCAGGACUCAAAUGGGGUCAUGAAGCCAUUGAAAUGCACAGUUCUUAUUUCCACAUUGCAGCCUGGGCCAUCCCUGCAGUGAAAACCAUUGUCAUCUUGAUUAUGAGACUAGUGGAUGCAGAUGAACUGACUGGCCUGUGCUAUGUUGGGAACCAAAAUCUCGAUGCCCUCACUGGCUUUGUGGUGGCUCCCCUCUUUACUUAUUUGGUGAUUGGAACUUUGUUCAUUGCUGCAGGUUUGGUGGCCUUGUUCAAAAUUCGGUCAAAUCUUCAAAAGGAUGGGACAAAAACAGACAAGUUGGAAAGGCUGAUGGUCAAGAUUGGGGUUUUCUCAGUACUAUACACGGUUCCUGCAACCUGUGUUAUUGCCUGUUACUUCUAUGAAAUCUCCAACUGGGCACUCUUCCGCUAUUCUGCAGACGACUCCAAUAUGGCAGUUGAAAUGUUGAAAAUUUUUAUGUCUUUGUUGGUGGGCAUCACUUCAGGCAUGUGGAUUUGGUCUGCCAAAACUCUUCACACGUGGCAGAAGUGUUCCAACAGAUUGGUGAAUUCUGGGAAGGUAAAGAGAGAGAAAAGAGGGAAUGGCUGGGUGAAGCCUGGGAAAGGCAACGAGACUGUGGUAUAAGGCUAGCCAGCCUCCACACUUUGCUCAUUUUGAAGUGGGGGGAAUGCCAGCAUUUCGGUGGAAAUGCCACUAAAAGUUUUAUGCAGUGAAUCUCAGUUUGAACAAACUAGCAACACUUAAGUGACCCCCAUCAACCCACCGCCCUCUAUACCAGCAUCAUAAAGCCAAUGAUUUUGCUGCAGACUUUGGAAUGAUCCAAAAUGGAAAAGCCGGUUAGAGGCUUUCAAAGCUGUGAAAAAUCAAAACGUUGAUCACUUUAGCAGGUCGCAGCUUGGAGCGUGGAUGUCCUGCCUAGAUUCCAGGAAGUCCAGGGCGAUGCUGUUUUUCCUUGCAGGGUGGGCUUUGAGCUGUGAGUUGGUAACUUGCAGGGAGAAAGAUUAACUUUUUUAACCCUUUAAAGUUUUAAAUACUAACUGGGUCUUUCAGAUAGCAAAGCGAUCUAUAAACACUGGAAACACUGGGUUCAGAGAAGUGUUACAAGAGUUUUAUAGUUUGGCUGAUCUAACAUAAACAUCUUCUGUGGUGCACUGUCUGCUGUUUAGAACUUUGUGGAUUGCACUCCCAAGAGGUGGUGUCAGAAUCUUUCAGUGCCUUUGUCAUAAAACAGAAUUGUUUGAACAAACAAAAGUACUGUACUAACAUGCAUACGGUAUCCAGUGGAUUUUUCUUCUCUCUCUUCCUCUCUUAAAUAUCAACCUCUCUUCUAGGCUGCUGCUGUUUUCUUCAUUUUACAUUAAUGACUCAAAAAGAUAUUUUUAUAGGAAUUUUUGCACGGCAGCAUGCCUAAUGAGAGGAAAAGGAAGGGUGAUUCACUUUCUGACAAUCACUUAAUUCAGAGGAAAAUGAGAUUUACGAAGUUGACUUACCUUACCGACCCCAGAGACCUAUUGCAUUGAGCAGUGGGGACUUAAUAUAUUUUACUUGUGUGAUUGCAUCUAUGCAGACGCCAGUCUGGAAGAGCUGAAAUGUUACGUUUCUUGGCAACUUUGCAUUCACACAGAUUAACUGUGUAAUUUGUGUGUGUCAAUUACAAUUAAAAGCACAUUCUUGGACCAUGACAUAGUAUACUCAACUGACUUUAAAACUAUGGUCAACUUGCAUUCUCAGAAUGAUAGUGCCUUUUUUUUUUUUUUUUAGCAUAAGAAUGUUAUCAGAGUCUGGUCUACUUACUACAAUGGAGACUUUUUUAAUUUUGUGAAGGGAACUAAGGACAGCUAAUCCAACUACUUGGUGCAUAAUUGUUUCCUAGUAAUUGGCAAAGGCUCCUUAUGAGAUUUCUUUGGAGGCAGUGUGGCCUGGAGUAUUUAUAUGGUGCUUAAUGAAUCUCCAGAAUGCCAGCCGGGAACUUGAUUGGUUAGCAGGGAAUAAAGUGUAGACCAUAUGAAAUGAACUGCAAACUCUAACAGCAUAGGUCUUAAUUGCCUUUUGUGGAGGUAUCCAAAGCUUUUAAAAUUUAUGUUUUACGUUCCUCACAAGGGGGUACCCCCUAGCAGCCUCUCAAAAGUUGCAGUUCUUUUAAAAUUGUAACUGGCCUUCUCUUAAUCCGCCUUAGGCCUUCUAAUCAUGAGAUCUCUGGGACAAAUUGUUGACUAUGUUACAGGUUGCUCUCCUUGUAACUCAUACCUGUCUUUGCUUUAGCAACUGCUUUGUAAUGACUCAUUUAUUUAUUAAUUCAUGUCUUUUUUUUAAUCGGUAGGAAAACUUUUUUUUUUAGUAUCACACUUCUUUUUGGAGAAAUAUCAUUUCCAGGGACUCAAAAUCCCAAAUAGGUGGUCCAAUUCUGGAAAUAAGCAUGUCUUCUUUUUUUUUUUUUUUUUUGGUUUGACAUUUUCCUUCCUUCUUUCCUCUUUGUUUUUGUGUGGUUCUUGAGCUGUCUGAGAUCGAGGCGCCCAUACGGUCUGUUGUGUGUUUUGGAAGGAAAAGUCUUAGGGCUUUUGAGACUGAAGCUAAGUGGGCACGGGUGGCCCCUGCUGCUGUGUGCCCAGUUUGAGUACCUUGGCUGGAUUCUGGGUCAGGGCUCCAGGAGCAUGAGAAUUGAUCCCUGGAAGGACCAGUUUAACUCCAUCUGAGAGUACAUUGCCUAUGAAAUGCAAAAUGUGGACUCCCUGUGCUGCUUGCAGAUAGUUCCCAUAACUGUCCAGGGCCCUGGAGCAUGCACCCAAGGGCAGAGCCUGCCCUUACUCACGCUCCGCUCUGGUGUCUUGGGAGUUGUGCGGAGACUCUGGCCCAGGAAAGGGAAGGAGAGCCAUGCAGGGGCAAAACUGGCCUUGCUGUUAGAGCAUAGGGGUUUGUGAAGCAGUUUUCUUUGUAACGCGUCAGUGGGGUGACCAAGACAGCACCUAGCAGAGGGCCAGGCAUGCAGUAGGUGCUCAGUAAUUGUCAAUGAUUAAAUAAUAACAAUAAAAGAGCACUUGGGGAAACUGUUCUGAGUUCUGGAGUUCUGAGUUCUGGAGCUGGUACCCUGACAACCUUGCAGGUUUUGACAUGUGUGUUCCAUAAAUCUCUUCCCUUCACAGGGGAAAGUAUAUUUGAUCAGAAAUGGCCAGUCAGUGCAGACUGGAUUAGUAGCUUAGCGAUGCCAAACCGUUAUAGGCCUUUCCUUUCACAUUCCAGACAACGGAGAGUGUUUACAAUUUCAGGUAAGGAACUUGGUAGCUGAGGAGUCAGUGACUAGUGACCUUCAAGCGACUCCACCACUUCUUAAAUUGGUGUUUGUUUUAAAAAAAAUUCAAUUAUCAGCACAUUUAUUGAGUGCCAAUUGUGUAUAAAGCCCUGUGUUAGGUGCCUUAAAGGAUGUCACAGGAGACAAUCUCUGUUCUUCUAACUGAUCUAGGGCAAGGCUGCACCUGGGGCUGCCGAACUUUGCUAUUGGUUUUAUGAAGGAGCAGGGGCUUCUGGAGUUCCCUUAUGUUUCACUUUCUCCACCCCAUAAACCUCUUUCUGGGUCUUUCUACCUUUAACACAUCUCUCAUCCCUGCCAGGACUCCUGCCGAGUCAAUUACAGGAGUUUUUGACAGAAAGCAUCAGCUCUGUUUCAGGACAAUCUCCGUAGAAAUCCCCCAUGAAGACUAUGAAGGUAGGUUGUAAGGACAUGAGCUCCCACAUCUUUGGCUUUGGGGCAGACAAUUCAGGGCUUAGGGUGUUCUGUGUGACUUGUGUAGGUAUAUUUGAGGACAGUCUAGCUAGGGAAGAAGUUAAUGUUUCUCUUUCUCUGAAAUCUAGAAUAAGUGGGUAGGAUUGUAGCUUCUUAUAAAAAUCUCUUGGCCUCCAAAGAUUUUAUUAAACAGGAGCCAGUGGCACCUCUGUCCAACCUUGUCUCUGGAAGACUCCCUUCUCCUGCUUCAUAAGGGCCAAACCUCAGAGCAGAGAAACAUGGGGCAGGGUGGAACUGACCAGAACCAUCUGGUUGAGCUACUUGGUUGAUUCAUAUCCUUUUUCCUUUAUGAAGACCUAUUUCCUGAUCUCCGAGGCUGUUUCUGAGCUGGCAGCUUACUGGGGCCUGACACCAGAGAAGGAGUGACAUUUUUUAUUUUCCCCAAGAUGCUCUCUGACUUUCCUAGGUCAUACAUACCCUCACCUGCACUCCCCAAACUCAGAAUCUGGGAACCUUGUAUACCUGGAUUCUGAAUUGGCAUUCUACCCAGCACCUUCAGUUCUGUACUCUCUGGCUCUGCUCAGCCUCCCAGGCACUCACUUAAGUGCUUACUGUGUUGGGAACCAAGCUGGGACCUAUGAACCAAAAAAAUAGCUCAAUAGCCUCAGUCCUGGAGGGGCAAGACUUGGUUCAAAGGGAUUUCACCAGGGUGGUGCAAUUUUCGACGUCUGAUGAGGUGACCACAGCCACAGUUAAGGAAGAGAACCAGAGAGGACAGACUUUGGAAGGAACCUCUUAAAAGACAGUCUAUAUCCUGUAUUUCAUUCUGUAAUGGCAUCGGAGAGAGUUGCUAUUCCAGCCAAUCGUGUUGAAUUACUGGACUCUGACAAGUUCUUUUGUUCUUUUAUUGUAUUUGAGUUUAGAGCCCCUGUCUGGAUUUCUAUUAUGUCUGGCAAAGGACCUGGGUUAUCAUUUUUCCUCCAGGGCUGGAUCACAGAUCUUGGAAACUUCUCAGAGAGCAUUUUGCUCCUACCAAAGAUCAGAUGAUAGAGACUUAAACAAUGGAUUUUGUUUCACUGUAGCCUGAGCAGAGCUUUGUGCUGCUGCCUCUUGCCAUGCACAUGUGCAAUAAUGGCACACUUCGCAGUACCGGGAGGCAGGUGAACCCCGGGUCCCCCUGACAUGCCUCUUCCCCUUUGUAAGCUCAGUUGCCCUGAUAGUAGCCUGCUUCUGUUUCUGAUAGACCUUAUUUCCUCCUCCUUUGCAUCAGCAAAUUCCCAGUAUUCACCCAGGCGAUUUGUAGAGGGCCUGUUUGGGGGUCCUAAUGUGAGCCAUGUCCUCAAAGCUUUUGUACCUCCUUGCUCUCCUACAAUAUUCAGUACAUGACCACUGUCACCCCAGAAGGCUUCUGAAAAGAGGGGCAAGAGCAGGUCUGCCCCAUGAAGGUUGGGUCCAUCUUCUAUCCCAAAUUGUGAAAGUUUUCAAAUCCUGUUAAUGGGCUCAGGCCCCGACUUGGCUGUGGGCUUUGGGAGGGGUAAGCUACUUCUGGGUUUCUCCCAGUGGAGCAUGUAGGUGGUUCUGAAUUUCUUCUGCCUCACAGGGAUGUUGUGAGGCUUUAGAAGGUCUAAGGAUGAAGGCCCUUUGAGCUCUUUGUAAGAAAAGUGGACAAAAUAUCAGGCAUGAUCUGCAAAAAGGUAAAAUAUGACUCCCCCUGCUCUGUGCAGCAGUCAGGCUGGUUGCUCUGUGGCCUUUUCUUGUGUCCUCAUGCCACCCCCACCCCCUUCCAGGAACCCUGAAACCAACUUGGGGGACUUUCAGAUGUUCGACAUAGAGGUACCAGGCAAACUCCUACACAUGCCCUCAGUGAAUUGCUGAACUUCAAAGAAAAUGGACCCUGCUUUUAAGAAUGUACAAAAGUAUGUCUGCAUUGAUGUCUGUACUGUAAAUUUCUAAUUUAUCACUGUAUAGAAAAAAAACCUUGCUAUUUAAUUUUUGUAUUAAAGGAAAAUAAAGUUUUGUUUGUUAAA